UGUAUAAAACUACGAUAACGUCCACUAGAGUUCUAUUGGAUUUAUACACGACAAGCAGUUUAACACUUUAGUUACAAACAACGAAAUAUUUUGAAUACUUCCGGGUUGUUUACUUUUGGAAUGAAACUAUGACUUAGUUUAAUUGAUUUAAAAUAUACAUGUUCUCUGGAAAUACAAUGAGAAUUAUGUUUAGGAGAAAUUGUAUAAAGUAUGUUUUUACUCUAAUAACUAUGUGUGUUGUGUCGGGCUUGUAUAUAGCUGCUUUAAAACAUAACAGCGAUAUACAUAAAAAAUUUCAUGUUAAAAGACUUAAAGUGAAAAGGGAUGUACAUUCACAAAUUCAUUAUGGGAAGCAUCGGGCAGCUAAUAUGACUCCAAUUAAAGAGCCACCGCAUGCGGAUACAGAUAAGAACUCUUUUAAAAGUGGAGGAAAUGAUAGUAUGCACGUGUAUAUUGUAGAAGAACACCAUGAAGUAAUUCCAUACUGGUUUGCAGCAGCCCGGAAAGGAACAAUACCAAAGACUGGAAAUACACUGGUACAUAUCGAUGGCCAUUCGGACCUUGCCCCGCCUCUUUAUGUUCCUGGAUACCCAGUUUUCAUCUGGCCCCAUGAAAGGGAACUAAAAUUCCUAAUGCAGACAAAUGAUGCUUUCAUUCAGGCGUCUGCAAUGACUGGACUGGUCAAUCGUGUGAUAUGGGUAUGGCCGGACUGGGACAAAUCGGAUCACGAAUCUGGUUAUUUCAUGUCAACUGUUAGCCUAGGAUUUGUGUCAGUACCACAUCAAGGCAAACCUACACAGAAAGGAUUUUGCGCUUGCAUAAAAAAUAGAACAAAUUUUGAAUGUAGAACAUUAACCAAUGUAAGCAGAAUGGCAAAUAAAAGCAGCGAUGAUGAUGGUUUCAAUAUCCCACGUAGUCUUUGUAAAAUAACGAAGAUUCUUAUUGUUGAAGAAAUAAACGAGGACAAGGCUUUGGCCUUUUUCGGAAAAAGUGACUGGAUCGCGAAAAGUGAACACAUUAUUCUUGAUAUAGACGAAGAUUUCUACGGUUGUAGUUAUGCAAUAGAACCUUUGCUAAAAGCAAAUGUUAGUUACAGCAAAUUAUUUCGGUUAUCAAGUUUGAUAGCAUCUUAUAUAUGUCCAACCUCUUUCACUCAUGAAAAGGAAUCGGACAAGUUUUUAAUGGAACUCUUGUCAGUUACACGAACAAAACGUGCUUGCAACAGAGAUAAAACACUGAAACAUUCUGAGAGGUGUCAUGGUGUUGCAGAAAUUGAUUUACAUAGACAUUUUAGGCAUCAGCUUAAUAGAUCUAUAACUGAAGACACAAUACGUAUGUGCCAUCGAACAAGACCACAUGAUUUUGUGCAGAAUUUAUUGACGAAAUUAUCAACAUUUAGCAUCACGCAAAUUCGGGCGUUGCAGAAAACUGGGUUCUGUUUAACAACGUCACCAAAAACUCUGAAAAUAAAUAGGAAUGAUAAUAGGUUUGGACUUUGCAUCGGUUCAAAUACGCCAAAGGACACAGCCGUAUUGGAACAUACUCCAACAAAGUCGGAAAUUGCCACAAGAACUAUUUUAUUAAAAGGUUUAUUAAAGAAAUUAUCCAGUCAUUCGGUUGAAUUAGUAACAGUUUCGCGUUCGAUGAGGGACGGCUAUACACCUAGACAAUUCUUUGAAAAAAUUGAAGCGGAUAUUUUGAAUGGAUUAAAAGAUUCUUUCAGCAGAAAGAUUAAGGUACAAUAUGAUCGCGAACUGCUCGGCGGAAAACCUGGAUGGCCGGCAAGACAUAAGGCUUAAUUCCGUGUGUGUAUUCAUGCUUUAAAUUAACAGAAUUAAUUGUGAUAUGUUAGUCUGUGUGAAUAAUUCUUCAUCCAUAUGUAAUAUGGAAAUAAUCUAUUUUUCUAGACAUGAUGUGACAUUUUUUCAGUCUUGCUCAGCUGAUUACCAUUAUGUAAUAAUGACAUGUGCGUUAAACAAAAACAUCUUUAUUGUUAUUUUUUUUAAUUUACUACAGAUUAACAUUAUCUUUGGCUGACGUAAAAUUUCGAAAGCCAAUAAAAAUUUUCAGAUUUGAAUGAUUGCAUUUUGAUUAUAUUGUUGCUCUGUAUUAGGUUACAAAGAUAGGCAUCUACGACUGUGAGAAGCAAAGUGUUCACUUUACAUAGUGAAAUAGAAAAGUGAAAACACUGCGAUAAUAUACAAGGAACUUAGUCAGCGCAGUACACAUUCUAACGUUUGCUAUUGUCGGGGUUGUUUGGUAUUUUGGAUACACACAAAUAUUUACACUUUAAUAAAAAAAACACACACACACACACACACACACACACACACAAAAGGUGAUAAAGUGACUCGGUUAAAAAUAGCUAUUUACAUUUGAAAUAGAAAAUUGUUUAUAAAUUGUUUAUUAGUCCCCUACUGGUUGAAAACCAGUUUCGGGGACUAUAGGAACGCGCUUUUCCGUCAUUCCGUCUGUCCGUCUGUCCGUGCCCGCGAAAUGAUGGUUAAGUGACUUCAUAACGGUACUUUCUCUUUGAUGUCAUUCAUUCCGUUCUGUUUAUGUGACCUUUUUCUUUUUAUGUGACUGAUAGAACAAUAGAGAGAACAAUGGGGGUGUCACAUAAAUACCGUUUCGUGAGAACGUCCGUCCGUCCGUCCGUCCGUCCGCAAUUUCGUGUCCGGUCCAUAACUCUGUCAUCCACGAAGGGAUUUAAAUAUUACUUGGCACAAAUGUUCCCCAUGAUGAGAUGACGUGUCAUGCGCAAAACCCGGACCCCUAGCUCAAAGGUCAAGGUCACAAUUGGAGGUCAAAAGUCAACAGGGCUUUUUUUUCCUGUCCGGUCCAUAACUCUCCCAUCCAUGAAGGGAUUUUAAUAUUACUUGGCACAAUAUUCCCCAUGAUGAGGCGACGUGUCGUGCACAAAACCCGGACCCCUGGCUCAAAGGCCAAGGUCACAAUUGGAGGUCAAAGGUCAACAAGGCUACAAGGCUUUUUUCCUGUACGGUCCAUAACUCUCCCAUCCAUGAAGGGAUUUUAAUAUUACUUGGCACAAAUGUUCCCCAUGAUGAGACGAAGUGUCAUGCGCAAAACCUAGACCCCUAGCUUAAAGGUCAAGGUCACAGUUGGAGGUCAAAGGUCAACAGGGCUUUUUUCCGGUCCGGUCCAUAACUCUGCCAUCCAUGAAUGGAUUUUAAUAUUACUUGGCACAAAUGUACCUCAUAAUAAGACAAUAUGCCAUGCACAACUUUCAGACCCCUAGCUCAAAGGUCAAGGUCACACUUAGCAGUCAAAUGUUAACAUAGCAUGAACAGGGUCUGUUUUGUGUCCGGUCCAUAACUCUGAUAUUCAUUAAGGGAUUUUAAUAUUACUUGGCAUAAAUGUUCCCCAUGAUGAGACGACGUGUCAUGCGCAAAACCCGGACCCCUAGCUCAGAGGUCAAGGUCACAAUUGGAGGUCAAAGGUCAACAGAGCUUUUUUCCUGUCCGGUCCAUAACUCUCCCAUCCAUGAAGGGAUUUUAAUAUUACUUGGCACAAAUGUUCCCCAUGAUGAGACGACAUGUCAUGCGCAAAACCUAGAUCCCUAGCUUAAAGGUUAAGGUCACAGUUGGAGGUCAAAGGUCAACAAGGCUUUUUUCCUGUCCGGUCCAUAACUCUGCCAUCCAUAAAGGGAUUUUAAUAUUACCUGGCACAAAUGUACCUCAUAAUAAGACAAUAGGUCAUGCACAACUUUCAGACCCCUAGCUCAAAGGUCAAGGUCACACUUAGCAGUCAAAUGUUAACAUAGCAUGAACAGGGUCUGUUUCGUGUUCGGUCCAUAACUCUGACAUUCAUUAAGGGAUUUAUAUAUUACUUGGCAUAAAUGUUCCCCAUGAUGAGACGAUGUGUCUUGCGCAACACCCAGUACCCUAGCUUAAAGGUCAAGGUCACACUUUGAGAUCAAAGGUCAGUAGGAUUUUUUUUCCUGUCCAGUCUAUAACUUUGUCAUGCAAAACAGGAUUUAGAUAUCAGUUGGCACAAAUAUUCCCCUGGAUGAGACAACAUGUUAUGCGCAAAACCCAAGUCCAGUGUCUAAUGUCAAGGUCACACUUAGAGACCAAAGGUCAGACACAAGAAUGACUUUGUCUGGAGCAUUUCUUCUUCAUGUAUGGAGGGAUUUUGAUGUAACUUGGCACAAAUGUUCACCAACAUAAGACGGAUUGUCAUGCGCAAGAACCAGGUCCCUAGGUCUAAGGUCAAGGUCAUAUUUAGAGGUCAAAGGUCAAAUUCAAGAAUGACUUUGUCCGGAGCAUUUCUUCUUCAUGCAUUGAGGGAUUUUGAUGUAACUUGGACCAAAUGUUCACCAUCAUGAGGCACCCUUGAUUUUAGAAUUACCUCCCUUUGUUUUACUAUAAAUAGAUUUUAUUGUAACUUUUUUAUUACUGGCCUUAGAGAAAAAUCGAGACCACUUUUCUGUGGUACAACAUGCAUGUUACAUCCAAUUUUGAGGUGUUAUUUUGACCUAUCUCUACUUGGUAAAGAGUUUCUUGAGUUUCUUAUGGACUUAUAUUAUAUUAGAUUUUUUUUUCUUUUUUAAGAUUAAUUUCCCUUUGUUGGUACUAUAAAUAACUUAUAUGAUAACUUUUUUAUAAUCGGCAAAAACAUUUCAAUAUGAAAACAACUGUGGGUUUUUAUAUAUGCACAUUUUAAUCCAAGUGUGUUGUUAUAACAAAUUGUAUAUAUAGUACAGUAUUGUUUAUACAUCAUUGACAGAUAUCAGUUCAUUAUGUUAUACUGCAGUAGAGAACAUUAGGUACCUUCCAGUAGGGGACUUUGUAUUGCAUGGCAAUACCUCAUUCACUUGUUUUUACCUAGUUUGUUGAAAUAGUCCAGUCAUGAUGAAAUCGCCAAAUUGAAUGUUAAGGGAAGUUUAAUCUUUAUGAGCAACGCAAGGUGGGGUCAUUUCAUACAGGUUAUUUUAAACAUUCAAUUUAUAAAAAUAUUUCAUGAUGGGAAGCUAGUGUAGUAAGUCACAAUAUAAUUUAUGAUAUUUUUCUUCACUUGAAAUUCCCCAUUUUUUUUUUAGAAUUAUUGUGUAAUUUUAUAUACAGUACAUUAAGUGUUGCAGAAAGUUAUUUAUAAACAGCACCAUUUUAUUUAGAAAAUAAACAGGUCAGAACUUUUUUUUUAAUUAAUUUAAAUCUCAAUUUAUGUUUUGAAAAUAAAGUUCCAUAUUUGCUAAGCGUUAGUUUUGAAAAGCUUACUAAUCUUUAACAUUUACAUAGUUCUGUACGAUUCUUGUCAUAUAUAUUCCGUUGAACAACAUCAUAUAAUUACAAACAAGUACCAGGUAUAUUUCCGCCAAAGUUAACAAAAGAGCUAACCCACCGUUUGUUAUUUUACCAAUCUUUAAACAUACUGAGCGUACAUUGUUUAAAUUCAAUGUACGCUAUUCAGUGUACGCUCAGAGCAAUGGGUUGUUGGUAAAAUAUCAAAAUUUCAACGAAAUAUAAUUUAUGCUAUCAUAUAAAGUUACCCAUUUUACAACUUUAACCCCUUUUUGAAAAGUCAUAGAAAAUACAACAAAAUAACUAAAGUUUAAAAAUUAGCAAAAAUUGUUGCAAAGAAAAUGUCAGUAAAAACAAAAUAUCGUCGUUUUCUUUCCCUGUCGAAAAAUAAAAUACAAUAUUUGUCAGAUAUUAAGCAUUUUAUAUUUAAAUACAUACAUCUCUGUACAUAUUUGUGUAAAUGGUAUUCACAUGCUUUCUAACUUUAAUAACUUUUACUUGUAUUUUUGUGACUUUUUGAAAUAGGGCGUGGUAGUAAUAUGCAUUACAGUAUAUCUUUGCGUGAUUCGAUAUUUGUUAAUUUUGAUAUGCUUUUAAUAAUAUGUUGAGCUUAAUGUACGCUUUAUUAAUUUCUUGUAUAUUGGCAAAAUAGCAAAUGACGUAUGACGUAUGUGAUUGUACUAUGGGAAACACACAUAGAACUUUCUUUUGGCCACGGGAAUACCAACGUUUUUCCUUUUACAAAUUAUCUGGAAAUGUAAUGGUUGGGAUAUCAUUAUUCCUAUAUCGAGUCCAAUGUUUCAUAUGCAUAAUUAUGUCUCCCACACCACGGUGUGGUGGAAGAUAUAUUGAUUUACUCCUGUCUGUCUGUGUGUGUGUCCGUCCGUCUGUCACAAAUCUUGUCAGCACUCUAAGUCGAACAUUUCUCAUCCGAUCUUCACCAAACUUGAACACAACGUGUUUGCCAAUAAGUCCUCGGCCAAGUUUGAUACUAGCCAAAUCGGCCCAGGCACUUCGGAAUUAUGGCCCUUGAAUUACCGAUAGGCUGCUUACUCCAACACUUAUCCGAUAGGCCGCUUACUCCAACACUUAUUCCAAAACUAUCAAAGGUAUAUUUUCUGUGAGUAAACAGUAUAUAAAAGACAGACUUUCUAUUCAGAUGAUUAGGCAGUUGUGGGAGACAUGCGCUUUUCUCAAAACAGCUACAAGUUUGUGUAGAGUAUGCACAAGUUUACAUAUAAGCUCAAUUUUAAUUGACCUCACAUACAUUAUGUCACAUAAUUUUGUUAUAUCAUGUUUAUGUUAUGUCAUUCAAUUGCUGAAUAAAAAUGGUGACUGUAUGUUAAUUCUA
Molecule: messenger RNA, 6615 nt
Organism: Mercenaria mercenaria
Lineage: Eukaryota; Metazoa; Mollusca; Bivalvia; Venerida; Veneridae
Exons: 4
Coding region: 159-1799 (546 amino acids)
Source: RefSeq, a predicted model, not a curated record